AUGGCUACUAGAGAGUCAAUUAAAAUCUUUACCAAUCGAAACUGCCCAUGGGCACACCGUGUUCAUAUUGUGCUGGCAGAGCUGGGUCUACCAUUCGAGGAGGAGAUCAUUGACUACAGCAAACCAAGGCAGCCCGAGUAUCUCAAGAUCAACCCUCGUGGACAAGUUCCCACAUUGACAUAUGGCGACUAUAUCAUUUUCGAGUCAGCUUUUAUCGCACAGUUUCUAGUUGACUCAGUCACAUCGACUCACUUGACUCCACGCACUGGAGAAGCCCAAGGAGCCCUCAUACGCCACAGAAUCGCCUUCUUUGUCGAAACAUACUUUUCAAAGGCCAAUAUCUACUACUACCGGGCAAUCGAAGCCAAAACUGACGAGGAUGCCGAUGAGCUCGGCAAGCGGUAUGUUGAAGCCGUCGUCAAAGAGGUUGAGCCACUCUUGCGAGACGCGAAACCCUUCUUUGGUGGCAGUGACAAGCUGACCAUGGCCGAGGUUCUGACCGCCUCCUUUAUCCUGCGGAUUUUCACGCUGCCGUACACCGAAAAUGCACCAUUGCCAAAUACCAUGGUAGCUGGCUUGGAAGAAAAGGCGCCAAAAUUCUUCGCGUGGGCCCAGGCUGCCAUGAAGCAUCCGUCUGUGAACGGUAUCUAUAACAAAGACGGUUGUGCGGCCGAGAUGCGUGAUCGACGAGCUAAGGCUCGUGGUUUG
Molecule: messenger RNA, 708 nt
Organism: Penicillium psychrosexuale
Lineage: Eukaryota; Fungi; Ascomycota; Eurotiomycetes; Eurotiales; Aspergillaceae
Product: glutathione S-transferase family protein
Exons: 3
Cellular component (GO): cytoplasm
Source: RefSeq, a predicted model, not a curated record